Molecule: messenger RNA, 5541 nt
Organism: Epinephelus fuscoguttatus (brown-marbled grouper)
Lineage: Eukaryota; Metazoa; Chordata; Actinopteri; Perciformes; Serranidae
Gene: tp53bp1
Product: tumor protein p53 binding protein, 1
Exons: 29
Coding region: 192-5405 (1737 amino acids)
Biological process (GO): positive regulation of transcription by RNA polymerase II; DNA damage checkpoint signaling
Cellular component (GO): nucleus
Molecular function (GO): histone binding
Source: RefSeq, a predicted model, not a curated record
UGCAUCUUUACGUGCCAUGCGUGUGUAUUCCACACCCUGACUCUCAGCAAAACAGAGGCAAGGAAGGACUGAGCGAUGUUGGACGCGUUAUUAUUGCAACCAACGGGACACUGAAACAAAUUGGACGAACCGGGAGCUGACGUAUUGAAUCCGAAGCUAACCACCCCGUCUCCUGUCCUCGGCCUGACCUCAUGGAUCCCGGCGGAAGUGAACUGGACUCCAGCCUGCCUCAGCCCGAGAACCCGUGUCUGAUCGUGGAGGACUCUCAGCCGGACAGUGUCGCUCUGGAGGACGACCCCGAGAGCAGCUACCGAGCUCUGCUGGCCCGGCGCCUGUCCAGCCUGCAGCCCACCGCCCGCAGCCCCGUCCUGGAGCUGAUAUCCUCACCACUGGGAAGCAGAUACUCUCAGAGUGACAGCCAAUCAGAGAGCUCCCAGAACAACAACCAGGCUGAACCCGGCGUUCUCAUGGCGGCUGACCCCAGCUCAGCGUUCCAGGAGGAAAGUCAGGUCAUAAACAUCUGCUCUCCUCCCAACAAGAAAAAAUGUGCAGCAGAAGACACUGAGAUGGACUCUGGAGCUGAUUCCACCACACACUGCGUUCAGUCUGAGGGGGGAACCUCUCAGUUCGGUUUUCUGGAGCUCUCUCAGAGUCAGGAUCUGCGUGGUGAAGCAGAGAACAGUCAGGAGGAAGAAGACAUCAGACCUCAGCCAGACAGCGAGAGACGCACCAAAUUAGCAGCAGCGGAGCAGAACAUGAGCUCCAGGACUUCAGAGAGUCAGGACCACAAAGCAGUGAGAUCUGAGGUGAGCUCCAGCAGCUCGUUGGAGACUCCGGGUCAGUCGGGGAGGCAGCUGAGCGUCCAGGCUCUGCUGCACUCACAGAGCCUCCAGGCCUCUGGAGAGAAGGACCAGCAGGACUGCCAGAUCCUGUCCUCACAGGAGGACAUGUUUGAUGCUGACAAGACAGGUGCUGCAGUGGACAGCACAGUGUCAGAGCCGGAACAGCAGAGUCACCCCACCCCGACGCCGGCUCACACCCUGCGACUGCUGCAUCUGUCUGGACAGGGAACACUGGUGCAGGAAAGUCUGUCCCAGAGCUCUGUUGACUACGUCGCCCCGACCCAGGACAACUUUAGCCACACCCCUUUAAUAGUCCCCAACUCACCAACCGAGAACGAAGACGGUGCUGAUGAACCGAUGGAUACUUCGCUGCCCCCAGAGGACCGAGCAGGAGAGAAAGAUGAGCCGAUGGAAACAGAAGCUGCCUCUAAGCCACACCCAACCGCCUCUACACCUGUAUCCCAGAAUUCCCCUGGUUUUGUGUUAGAGCGAACUCUCUCUUUACCGUCCCAGCCAGAGUUCUCUCAUGACAUGUUUGUCCCGACGCAGAGUCAGGACGCCGCACAGCAGUCAGAUAAGAAGACAGUAUUGUCGCCGCGUGAGACGCAGUCUCAGCAGCUGGAGUCAGCUGCUUUCACUUUGCCUUUGCAGCUCUCUGUGAACACGCAGAGCAGCAGCCAGGUUCAGAAGGCCUCAGCACAGAUUGAGGAGGACAGUCAGGCCACACAGAUCGAGGAACUGGAAGAGCCGCCCGGCGUCGACACCAGCGACUCUGCGAUUUCACAACAGAGGAGCGAGAGCAAUGGCGUCCCUUCAGAAUCACAAACUGCAACCAGCUCCAAAGCUUCCACCUCUGCUGAGUCACCAAAGCAUCACAGCGAAUGUGCCAGGAACGAGCUGUCCAGUCUGUCGCAGAAGUCUGAUGUGCACAAAAAGACUUCUCUGAAUGUAGAAAAUGUGAAUGUAAAAGACAGUAAGAGUGAGAGCAAAGAGGCGAGCGCCGCUGACGUGGUGUCCUGCUCUCAAACAAAGCUCGAUGCCUCUGAUGUGACUGUGAACAGCUGCGUGCAGGAGACCCCACCGGACACCACACCCCACAGUCUGCCCUCACAGUCUAUGAUCUGUCAGACGUCUCCUGUGGACGUGAUGAAGACUUCUGUAGACUCGAGGAAGGAGGGAGACACUGCGAAGAGUCCGUCCAUAAAAUCAUCUUCACAGAAGAGUGGAGUCGUUGGUAACAGUCAAACAGAUAAAGUGAAGCAGAGUGAAGUAGAUGAGGAGGUGGUGGUGAUGGAGGAGGAUGAGGAGGAGGAGGGGGAGAGCACAAUGGAAGGCGGGGCCUCAGCAAUGGCCCUGGCCCUCUCUCAGAGCCAGGUGCAGUCUCCGGAGCCCAUGGAGGAGGAGAGUGAAGACAGAGGGGAGGACAGCGUCAUCGUCCUCACAGACAGCGACAGAGACUCCCAACUUCCUCAGAAUGAUGUGACAUCACAGUCAAAGACCAACAGCUCCCAGCCAAUCAGGGACAAAGUGUCCGUCUCCACUAACGGCCAUGAGUCCCAGACAAAGAAGUUACACACGGCUCCUGAUAGGCUCUCCCAGACUGAGAAGGCGGGGCCUGAACCGGAGGGCCUCAAAGACAAGAGCCUGAGUGACAGCUCGGGAGAAAUUUCGUUUCACUUCACACUUCCUAAAGAAGGGGAGCUGAUUGGUCCUGCUGUCGGUGCCACGCCCCCUCUAAUCAACCAGCUGAAGCAGACGCUGAGACACAGCACUCCCAUCGAGAUCACUUCCUUCUCUGAAAAGUCCGGUGUGGCGGGUGAUGUCUCUGCAGACGGGGCGAUGGCGGCCAGUGACAUCGUGUCGGGGGAGAGCGGGGACGACACGACGGAUAAGGGAGACGGGAAGCUGAGUUUGAGGAUGAAGCUGGUGACCCCCGUGGAGGAGGGCAGCUCGGAACACUUCAGCCUGCAGAAGCCAGCACUAUCAGAGGAGGAUGGAUCUGUUGUCAAGGUUACCACCGUUGCCAAGGCUGUAACCAGCAGCCCAUCGGUGUUCAGUCGAGUCAGGCAGGUGCACAGACAGCAGGAGGCCAGGGAGGACAGUCAGGCUGGAGGCAACACCACACCUGUCAGAGGGGAGCUGUUCGCCUCCCCACAGAGGAGCUCCCAGGCGUCCUCGCUGGGAUGCAACAGCCUCCCGAACAGCCAAUCAGAGGUUUUACCACAGGAAGUGUCAGCAGCACCUCAGGAGACCACCAAGGAUGCCCCCAGCCCUGCUGAGCAGACCGUGGAGAGACGAGGAUCGCCUCAGUCUCCAGAGACGCCCACCCUGAACAGGACGGAUGGCCGACAGAGGAUUCCUCAGCAGGCUGCCGACAACACCAUCACCUCCAGUCCGUCCAACAAGCUUCGUCAGCGGACAGUCUCCCAGCAAACCAGCUUUGACGCACCAGGGCUGCGCUCUCCAGCCGGCAGGGGUGAACCAGAGUCUCAGCCCUUCAGAAGAGCCACAGGCCCCUCCCACCGCAGACACGUGCGCACCAUCCAGGAAGUGCGGACCACCGUCACGCGCAUCAUCACAGACGUGUAUUAUGAGGAUGGAAAAGAGGUGGAUCGCAAAGUCACGGAGGAGAACGAGGAGCCAGUGGUGGACUGCCAGGUGUUAGACAGCGACAUCUCCCCGUACCGCACAGGAAGCAGCUCUGUGACCUCCGGUGACCUCGCUGACAUCAGUUCUUUGUCGUCCAAGGCGUCCAGCCUGCAGCACAGCUCCGGAGGAACCAGCAGCAGCGGCUUCACCAGGCCGGACUUCAUCAUGCCUCCCAGCCGAGGGGUCUUCAGUCCCAGGAGGGGAGGCGGGCAUCAACAGAGGGGUCACAGGGGUCAAAGGGCAGGGUCAGUGGUCACGGUGAAGUCCCGGGCCUUCGUCCCGCUGUCCCCAAGAGGAAGGGCUAGAAGGGGCCGACCCCCGUCCCGCUCCUCCCCGUCCAGGGGAGGUGGUGUCGGCUCGCUGCAGAGGCUCAGCGCUCACGGCCUGCCUCAUUCGUCCUCAGAGGACGAGCCCUACACCCGCGUGCUCCCCCCAUGCCUCCCCGUCAGCCCCACAGACGGCGAGCUCCCCAGCCACUCCGACUCCCUCAGGUCUUCGCCGGAGGAGGCGAGCUCGGUCGGAAGCAGCUUCGUCGGGCUGCGGGUGGUGGCCAAGUGGUCGUCCAACGGCUACUUCUACUCAGGCCGCAUCAUCAAAGAUGCCGGGGAGGGGAGGUUCCGCCUGCGGUUUGACGAUGGCUACGAGUGUGAGGUGGCGGGGAAAGACAUCCUGCUGUGUGAUCCCAUCCCUCUGGAGACGGAGGUCACCGCUCUGCUGGAGGACGAGUACUUCAGCAUAGGUGUGGUGAGGGGCCAUAAAACGGAGGGGCAGGAUCUUUUCUACUGUGUGGAGAGGGACGGUCAGAAGCAGUGGUACAACAGGACGGCGGUCAUCCUGUCUCUGGAGCAGGGGAACAAGCUGAGGGAGCAGCACAGCCUCGGGCCCUACGAGCCCUCCACUCCGCUCGCCAAGGCCUCUGACAUCAGCCUUGAUAACCUGGUGGAGGGGAAGAGGCGGCGCAGAGGAGCCCCCGGAGCUCAGAACACUCCCAACCGCAGCUCCUCCAGCAGCCCCCGGAGCCCUGGCCCGUCCGGCAAGAGGAAACUGAUGACCUCAGAGGACGGCAGGGCGCCAGCCAAGAGGGGCCGCAGGGGCCUGGGCGCCAGAGCUGCUCAGCGGGUCGGUGUGUGUAACACCUCCGGCAGCGGCACAGAUCUGCCCGGUCAGUCCUGUGACGUGAUGGAGACACACGGCCCGCUGCCUCAGAACACAACUCUCUUCAUGGGCUUCGCCUUCAUGCUGACCGCCUCAUCUGAGGUCGACCGGCUGACCAACAAGCACACCAGCGACGAUGAGGACGAUUACGUGGAGACGGGUCCGUAUAACAAAGCGUACACAGAGUCUCAGCUGCAGGCGGGUGGAGGCUUCGUCCUGCCAGACUUCAAUGAAGAACAGUGUAAGGCAGCGUAUCAAAGCCUGCUCAUCGCAGACCAGCACUGUCGCACCAGGAAGUACUUGCUGUGUUUGGCGAGUGGUGUGCCGUGUGUGUCGCACAUCUGGGUGAGGGACUGCUGCAAAGAGAACAAGCUGCUCAACUACAGGAACUACCUGCUACCCGCCGGCGUCGGGCCGGAUGAGGCCAUCGUAGAAUGGCAUCCACGCUGCAGCCCGUUCAAGCCUCUGCGGGUCCUCCUGGUGUUUGAGAAGCCGGUGGAGCUUUGGGCUCAGCUGAUCACCAUGGGUGGAGGUUCUUCAGUCCGACACUUCCAGGCAGACAAGGACAGCUCAGACAUUCCUGCUGGCAAGUAUGACGUUGUGGUGACAGACCAUGCCUGUCCACCAUUGGUGGAGAAAAAUGUGACAUCACAGGAAGUCCCGCUGGUGUCUCCCGAGUGGAUCAUCCAGAGCGUCAUCCGCGGGGAGCGCCUGGGUUUCCAUAGCAAGCCUCAAUAUCGCCACGACUACUCCUCAUAAUCCAAGUCCACAUGUGCAAACGCCUUGGACCAUGUUAAAUGUUGAGCGUUAGUUCUGUUGCAUGCCUCUGCUGUAUAUACCUUUAUCCUGUCUGUUUUUAUGGGAUAAUAAAUUGUGACCCUUGUUUCAUUUUAAA